CAAAUAGUUAUUUACAUACUAUUAAUAAUAUUGUAAUUAUAUAGAGGAAAUAUUUAUAUUAUAUAUUACAAUAAUAAUAAUUAUAACUAUUAGUUUAAAAAUAAAAAAGUAGUAUUCAAAUAUGAAAAAUAAUACUUCAAUCAAAUAGAUUUUACCUCGCAUUACUUAGUACAAUUUGUUUGGUGUUCAUGUCAUUUUAAUGAGAAUAGUUUAUUCAAAAUGAAAGAUAACUUUGAACUAAAUUUCAACGAACUUUGUAGGCUAUGUAUGCAUAAAUCCACUGGAUUGUAUCGUAUUUUUAAAGGUAUAACUGAUUUAUCUGGUCAAAUAAAGUCUUGUGUUGGGAUUGAAAUAAAACAAUAUGAAGAAGAAUUUGCAUGUUUGUGUAUUAAUUGUUUGCAUCAAUUAGAAAUCUGGGAAAAUUUUAAAAAAAUAUGUAUGGCUUCAAAUACACAAUUUCAAAAACAAUUUAAUUUAGCAAGUAACAAAAAUUUAAGCUAUACAGUUGAUAGUGAAAAGCAACUAAAUGAAACAAUACAUGAUUCUCCGGAUAACAAUAUUAAUUUAAAGUCAAUUUAUAGUGAUUCAAUAUUGGUUAAAAAUAGAUUAUUUAAUUCACCCAAAGCAUGUUCAAAUUUCAUAAAUGAUUGUCAUGAAAUGUCAAAAAAAAAACACAAGUGUGGGAUUUGUUCUAUACAUUUUAUUAAGAAAAGUUUACUGUUGCAGCAUUUAAUGGAUUUUCAUAAAGAAGAAAAUUCAUGUGUUAAUAGUCCUCAUUAUUGUUUAAUUUGUAAAAUAGGUUUUUGUACUUAUCAAACCUUUAAUGAACAUUUAAGUAUUAAGCACGAGCAUCUCACAUUAAGUGAGAAUAAAAUUACUAGUUGCUCUAUGAGUUGUGGAUUAUGUUUGUACCAGUUUAGCCAAACAACUAGUCUCUAUCAACAUUUACAAUCUCAUGCAUUAAGAAAAAAUUUUGAGCCUUAUUUAUGUUCAUUUUGUCAUACUGGCUUUCUUGAUAGUUACAGUCUUUCUUUACAUACUAAAACUAAACAUAAUAUUUUAAAUCAGACAAAUUCACAGAGUUUCUCAAAUGAUUCCAAAAAUUACAAUGAAAAAAAAAAUUACAAUAAUACUGAUGAUUUUAAAUUUGCUAUUUCAACAUGCAAAAAAGUUGAAACAAUUGAAGAAAAAAGAGCAAAAUAUCGUGAGCAUUACAGACGAUUCCAAUCUAAAACAUAUUCUUGUGAGUUUUGUAAUAUAACUUUUACACGUUUUUGUGAUCUAUCGAAUCAUGAUCGUAACGCACAUGAUGAAAUGGAUAAAGAAUUUACCUGUUCAACUUGUGGAAAAAUGUUUUUGACUGAGAGUCGCUUGAAAAUUCAUCAAAAUGCUUUUCAUACUGAAAAAAGGUUCAUAUGUGACAUUUGUAAUGUUCGAUGUAAAUCUAAACAUACCUUACGUACUCAUAUGCGUAAACAUAGUGGGAUGUUUACCUGUUCUUAUUGUAAUCUAAGUACUGCAAGUAAUGCUGCACUUAUAUCACAUUUGCGUAUACAUACUGGAGAGAAACCAUUUAUUUGUGAUUUGUGUGGAAAUUCAUAUUCAUCUAAAUUAGGCUUGACUUCCCACAAACGUACACACUUACAGGAAGCAUUAUUCAAAUGUAAUAUCUGUGGUUAUACUGGUUCAAGCCAUAGUUCAAUUUACAUUCAUAAACAAACACAUAAUUCAGAUAAACCAUUCAUAUGUGAUGUUUGUGGAAAAACAUUUAAAAUAAAAGUACGUUUAGUAGACCAUCAAAAGAUACACUUUGGAAUUAAAAAUUUUGUUUGCGAAAUAUGUAGUAAAGCAUUUCUUGCUCGAUACCAAUUAGUACAACAUUCAAGAACACAUUCAGGAGAAAAACCUUUUCAAUGUCACUUUUGUUCUAAGGCAUUUGCAAGAAAAGAUGGUUUAUCUGAACAUAUUAGAACACAUACUGGUGAAAAAAGAUAUACUUGUUCCAAAUGUAUGCAAACUUUUUCAUUUUAUAAAACUAUGAAAAAUCACAAAUGUUCUAAAACACAGUGUAGCAAUAAAAAAUCAUUACAAGUAGAAUUUACUCAUAUUAGUGAACUCAAUAAUAUAGAAAAAACAGAUUUAUCACCUUCUCAUGAUUUGGAAUUUUUACUUAAAAAUAAUAAAAACAAAUAAAUCUUUUUAGAACCUUGUUUUUGAUGUGCAGAGUACUUAAAAAUUAUUAAAUUUUUUUCUAGGAGACAAUAAUAAUGUAAUAAUACAUUUGGUGUUGUAUUAGCAUUUUUUUAGGUAAUUCAGAAUAACCUAAUCAGUGUUAAAUGAAAGAAUACAUUCCUAUUUCAUUUAUUUAUUCACAUCAUUUUUAAGGAAUGAUAUAUGCUAAUACAUUAAAUUUUAGAUAGAAUAUGAUUGUAAAUAAAAUUAUCAAAAAAAAAAUCUAAAAAUUGUCUAUUUUUUUUAUAAAAACUCUAGCAAAAAUAU
Molecule: messenger RNA, 2499 nt
Organism: Daktulosphaira vitifoliae (grape phylloxera)
Lineage: Eukaryota; Metazoa; Arthropoda; Insecta; Hemiptera; Phylloxeridae
Product: oocyte zinc finger protein XlCOF6-like
Exons: 5
Coding region: 220-2193 (657 amino acids)
Biological process (GO): negative regulation of transcription by RNA polymerase II; regulation of immune system process; regulation of cytokine production
Cellular component (GO): nucleus
Molecular function (GO): zinc ion binding
Source: RefSeq, a predicted model, not a curated record